Seriola dumerili (greater amberjack) is the source of this 2885-nucleotide messenger RNA. It is a transcript of the gene mgat5, whose product is annotated as mannosyl (alpha-1,6-)-glycoprotein beta-1,6-N-acetyl-glucosaminyltransferase. NCBI's taxonomy places the organism in Eukaryota, Metazoa, Chordata, Actinopteri, Carangiformes, Carangidae. The record is from RefSeq and is a predicted model, not a curated record. Gene Ontology annotation, cellular component: Golgi apparatus. Gene Ontology annotation, molecular function: alpha-1,6-mannosylglycoprotein 6-beta-N-acetylglucosaminyltransferase activity. Gene Ontology annotation, biological process: protein N-linked glycosylation. The transcript is spliced from 17 exons. The coding region runs from base 343 to 2568 and encodes 741 amino acids.
UCUCAUCUCACCAGUCUACCCCUCACAACGACGUCUCCGCUCGCCCCCUUCCCUGGAUUCUUUUAAGUCCUAUUACCACCUUAUAAUAUCACCGAGAGCCACCGACACAAACCGUCAAAAAGCAGGAUGCAACAGGUCAGACUCAGUCCCCUGAGAUGCUACUGAGCGAUGAGGAUGGGUCAGAGAAGGAAGUUACGCUGGUGAGGAGAAACAACCACCGCAAAUACACCAACUGACACAGCCAUGCCCCGCCUGCCCUCCUGAUUCUCCUUCCUGACCUUUGCACCUUCCCUCGGUUCAAUCAGAGUCACAGCAGCCCCAGCAACUCCCCGUCGAGUCAGCAUGGCUACACCCUUCCUGUGGAAGCUGUCAUCCCAAAAGCUGGGCUUCUUCCUGGUCAGCUUUGGGUUCAUCUGGGGCAUGAUGCUGCUGCAUUUCACCAUCCAGCAGCGAGCCAGCCACGAAAACAGCGCUGUGCUGCGGCAGCAGAUCCUGGACCUCAGCAAGCGCUACAUCAAAGCGCUGGCCGAGGAGAACCAGAGUGUCAUGGACGGGCCCUAUGUCGGUACCAUGACUGCUUAUGACUUGAAGAAGACCCUUGCGGUGCUGCUGGAUAACAUCAUGCUGAGGCUGGGCAAGCUGGAGUCGAAGGUGGAGAACAUCUACAACGGUACGGGGGGAAACCUGACCAACGGCACCAGCACGGCAACACCCAGCGCCACAAACGCAGAGAAAGUGAACGUGGCAGACCUCCUAAAUGGAGCCCAGGAGAAGUGCGAGCUGCCGCCUUUGGAUGGUUUCCCUCACUGCGAGGGCAAGCUCAAGUGGAUGAAGGAGAUGUGGCGCUCAGACUCCUGCUACGGCAACUACGGUGUGGAUGGAUCCACCUGCUCCUUCUUCAUCUACCUGAGUGAGGUGGAGAACUGGUGUCCUCGUCUGCCCUGGAGGACAAAGACCCUGAAUGAGGAAAUCGACAGGAGGGGACAGGUGGAGGUCCGCACCAGUUUUGAGGAGCUUUACCGGGUGAUGUCACAACGGGAGGAGUUUCGCUGGAUGAUGCUGAGGAUCAAACGCAUGGCUGAGCCGUGGGUCAGCGCCAUCCGCUCGCUGGCGGCCAAGCAGAACCUGGCCAAGCGUCGGAGGAAGAAGAUCCUGGUUCACUUGGGCCUGCUGACCAAGGAGUCGGGCUUCAAGAUAGCAGAGAACGCCUUCAGCGGUGGCCCGUUGGGCGAGCUGGUCCAGUGGAGUGAUCUCAUCACCACGCUUUACCUGCUGGGCCACGACGUUCGCAUCUCGGCCUCCCUGGCUGAGCUCAAAGAGAUCAUGCGCAAGGUUAUGGGGAACAAGUCCAGUUGCCCAACUCAGGGUGAUAAGGUGGUUGAGCUCAUCUACAUUGACAUCGUGGGCCUCACCCAGUUCAAGAAGACACUGGGACCUUCCUGGGUCCACUACCAGUGCAUGCUGCGGGUGCUGGAUUCAUUCGGGACGGAGCCUGAGUUCAAUCACGCCCACUACGCCCAGUCCAAGGGCCACAAGACGCCCUGGGGGAAGUGGAACCUCAACCCACAGCAGUUCAACACCAUGUUCCCUCACACCCCAGACAACAGUUUCCUGGGCUUCGUCGUGGAGCAGCACCUCAACGCCAGCGACAUCAAGCACAUAGACGACAUCAAGAGACAGAACCAGUCGCUAGUCUACGGCAAGGUCGACAACUUCUGGAAGGACAAGAAGAAAUACCUCGACAUCAUCCACAGCUACAUGGAGGUUCACGGCACCGUGCACGGCACCAGCACCGUGCACCUCCCGAGCUACGUUAAGAACCACGGCAUACUGAGCGGCCGAGACCUGCAGUUCCUCCUCCGAGAGACCAAGCUGUUUGUGGGUCUGUCCUUCCCCUACGAGGGACCCGCCCCCCUGGAGGCCAUCGCCAACGGCUGCGCCUUCCUCAACCCUAAGUUCAACCCUCCAAAGAGCAGCAAGAACACCGACUUCUUCAAAGGCAAACCAACUCUGAGAGAGCUCACCUCUCAACAUCCGUAUGCUGAGGUGUACAUCGGUCAGCCCCACGUGUGGACGGUGGAUAUCGAUAACUCUGCUGAGGUGGAGAGGGCCAUCCGCUCAAUCCUCAGCCAGAAGAUCGAGCCCUAUCUGCCCUACGAGUUCACUUGUGAGGGGAUGCUGCAGAGAGUCAACGCCUUCAUUGAGAACCAGGACUUCUGCCACGGUCAGGUGAUGUGGCCUCCUCUCAGCGCUCUGCAGGUGAAGCUGGCUGAGCCCGGGCGCUCCUGCAAGCAGGUGUGUCAGGAGGAGCAGCUCAUCUGUGAACCCUCCUUCUUCCAACACCUCAACAAGGACAGGGACCUGGCCAGGUUUGGCGUGGACUGUCAGACGGUGGAGUCGAGCGCCGACACGGUGGUCCCGGCCUACAGCGACACUCGCCACCACUGCAUCUUCCAGUCCGACCUGCUGCUGUUCAGCUGCGCCGGCGCCCACCAGUCGCUGCGACGCAUCUGCCCCUGCCGCGACUACAUGAAGGGCCAGGUGGCGCUGUGCAAAGACUGCCUAUAGCACCCACACGCCGGCUGAAGGGAGCGGGUGGGGCGUGGACACAGAUCUGGGCGAGGUUUUUGGGGGCGUGUCUGGAUCGGGGUUAAGCGAAAUCCGAGCAGCUUCAAAAGUGUGUGUGUGUGUGUGUUUGAGAGACAUAGACACACACUCCAGGGCGUCAUGUUCAUGCAGCUGUCAAACACACACACACACACUCACUCACCGGACUCCUUAGUGGGCAGACAAACAUCUUCAUAUUUAUUGUUUUCCUUCGACUGCUGGAAGUGAAGCAGCUGUCACCCCUCAGACUCACCAGCGGGGGGCGCCACAGGUCCUGG